AUGGAGGUGCGCUUAGAAAUCGCCGAGGAAGCGCUCAAGGUGUUCGUCGCGGCGCUGCAGUGCUUGGCUCAAGUCGGAAAGGAGCUAUCCAUCGAGUGUGAUCCCUGUGCGCGUCGUCUCACGCUCCGUGCUCUCAAUGAUGCGCACUCGGCCUCUGGCCAGGUGAUGCUGGACCGAACAUUUUUCUCGGAGUCUCAGAACUGCUGCGUCACCCUUCAAGGCGUCGAUAUCACAUCAACACAGACGAUUAAGACGCGAUUUAAUGGUCGUACACCCUUCAUUAAGUGUAAGGUGUUCGCCAAGUCGUGCUGUAAUGUUUUCCGCACGCUCAAGCACGUGCAGAGUGUCCAGUUAACACUGCUAGUGGACCAAGAAGCGCUGGAGCAAGCAGACGCCAGCCAGGAGGACGUAUCACAGAGUAGCGAAGUGGACGAGGUGGAUCUGGACUGUAUGGAGCUACGCUGGCGGUUGCGCUGCGACUUUGACAUCACCAAGACGCACCACAUGAAGGUGCAGGCGUGCCAGAUCAUGCGCGCUGUGUUCGACAAGGACGCGUGCCCCAAUCGCUGGAGGACACGACAGCACCACUUGAGCUCGCUGCUGGCUCAUAUCCAUCACAGCAGUGAGGUGAGCGUCACGUGUUCAGCGACACACGUCAAGUUCGAGAGCUACUUCUCCAGCACGACAGAUAGUAAGGCCCAGUUGCAGACGGAGACAGCAGUGGAGAGCGCCGAGUUCAACGAGUACAUUUUACAGCCAGCAGCCGAUAGCAUCGACUCGUCAGCACAGUUAAUUUUCUGUAUUAAGGAAAUCCGGGCGCUGCUGGCAUUCUGCAAGACAAGCGACCUGCUGGAAGUGUCGUUCUACUUCAGUACAGGCGGCAGUCCCGUGCUGUUUGCGGCCGAGUCGACGUCUAUGGCCAAGUUCUCCAUCGAGAUGACGCUGUCAACAGUGACGACGUUCCUGCCGGCGUCAUCACAAGCGCGUAGCGAGGAGGAAGUCCCGCUUUUCGCCAAUGGGUACACGCCAUCGAUGUCGCAGUCUUCCUCACAGGAGAAUCCUCGGUAUCUGACCCACAGUAAACGUCUGUGUGUAGAUUAG
Phytophthora infestans T30-4 is the source of this 1101-nucleotide messenger RNA. RefSeq lists its product as uncharacterized. The coding region runs from base 1 to 1101 and encodes 366 amino acids. Gene Ontology annotation, cellular component: checkpoint clamp complex. Gene Ontology annotation, biological process: cellular response to ionizing radiation; DNA repair; mitotic intra-S DNA damage checkpoint signaling. The transcript is spliced from 4 exons. NCBI's taxonomy places the organism in Eukaryota, Oomycota, Peronosporomycetes, Peronosporales, Peronosporaceae. The record is from RefSeq and is a predicted model, not a curated record.